CUCGCGACUAAAAGAAUGACCCGCAGUCAACUGCUGGGGAAUCUGGGCGCCCCAGUGCCUGCGGAGUGUGCAGCCGGGUGUGGGCACGGACAGAGGGAGUGGGCGAAGCCGCUGGUUGGUGCCUGAAAUCUGUGCGUUGCCCCUUUAAUUGUGUCCUCAGCCCUCGGGCGUUUCUGUCCAACGCCCACGUCAGCAAAUACCUUUUGUUUCUCCCACGUUGGGGCUACUUGUUUUAGGGCGUACAGCCUCGGCUUCGGAAGGGGGUGCUUCCCCAACCGGGAACCGGGAAUUACUCCGCAGCGCGCACGAGCGGCCAGAGCCCCGCGACACAACUCCUUUUGGGAACUCACUGACUUGGAGUCUUUCCUCCUUGCCUUCCACCAGUCUUCAGGUUCUUAGCAUCUGUACGUUUCCAGGCUUGUUUGUUCGUUCCUCUCUGGUAACCACGCGUCGUUCCCCAGCGGAAUGGAGAUCUCCUCUCACCAGUAUCACCUCCUGCAGCAGCUGAACGAGCAGCGCAGGCAAGGCGUGUUUUGUGACUGCAGCAUCCUAGUGGAAGGGAAAGUCUUCAAAGCGCAUCGGAAUGUGUUGUUUGCUAGCAGCGGCUACUUUAAAAUGCUGCUUUCUCAGAACUCAAAGGAGACGAGUCAGCCAGCCACAGCCACGUUUCAGGCCUUCUCCCCUGACACCUUCACGGUCAUCCUGGACUUUGUCUACUCCGGCAAACUCUCUCUCACUGGACAGAAUGUUAUAGAGGUGAUGUCCGCCGCGAGCUUCCUUCAGAUGACUGAUGUCAUUAGUGUGUGUAAGACUUUCAUUAAAUCUUCCUUGGACAUUAGUGAGAAAGAAAAAGAUCGCUACUUCAGCCUCUCAGAUAAGGACACCAGCUCAAAUGGUGUAGAGCGCCCCUCUUUUUAUAGUAGCGGCUGGCAGGAGGAAAGCGCGUCUCCCCGUUCUCACCUGAGCCCAGACCAAGGACCGAGUACAGCAACUGGGAAGUUGUGGAACAAGUACAGUUACCAUGCAGCUUCCCAAAGGACCUCCCAGCAACCGUUGGCCAGUGAGCCCAGGAAGGAUGACGGUAAAAAGACCAAGCAUUUGAGAUUGUCACAGCCUUCUGAAGUUGUUCAUCCUAAAUCUGGAAAAGGAGAGGCACGAACAUGCGAUUCCUCCAACCACACUUCUCAGCCUGAAGAGCAAGUACAGAUUGAUGCUGAAGUAGAUUCUGCUCCUCCUGCUGGCUACCAGUACGGCCAAGGAUCUGAUGUCACAUCCAGGAGCUUUCCAGAUGAUCUGCCCAGGCUUCGAUUCAAGUGCCCAUACUGCACACAUGUGGUGAAGCGGAAAGCGGACCUCAAACGGCACCUGCGCUGCCACACAGGAGAAAGGCCCUACCCGUGCCAAGCUUGUGGGAAACGGUUUAGCAGGCUAGACCAUCUGAGCAGCCAUUUCCGAACAAUCCACCAGGCAUGCAAACUAAUCUGCAGGAAAUGCAAACGUCAUGUGACUGACCUCACAGGCCAGGUGGUACAGGAAGGAACCAGGCGCUACAGACUGUGUAACGAGUGCCUUGCUGAAGCUGGCAUGGACAACCUCCCUGUUGAUCUGGAAGCUGAGCAACACUGCAUGUCCCCCACAGACGGAGAUAAGGAUUCGAGGUGGCAUCUGAGUGAGGAAGAGAAUAGGUCCUACGUGGAGAUUGUAGAGGACGGGUCUGCCGAUCUGGUCAUAAAGCAGGUUGAAGACAGUGAGGAAGAAGAAGAAAGGGAAGUCAAACCCAACAUUAGGUAGCCUGAAGUGGGACUCCUCAGAGCUACCUGCCCGCAGGUUACUUGGACAUCCUGUAUCUCUCCAUGGGCAGAACCCGGGUAAUGGGUUUCUCCUGCUGGCUUAGAAGUGACCUGAUGUAACUUGCAUGCUUUUCGAGUAGGCCAUUGUAUCCACUCUGAACUUUGUUGCCCUGAAAUAUGUUGCUGCUCUGGGAAGACCUUGCUUGCAUUGGCAUGAUGGAUGAUCAGUUAUCCUUUCUGUUAUUACACAGAUGGCAUUUUCUUUAAAUGUUGGAAAAAUCUAUUUAGCAAACUUUUUUGAGUAAAAUAUUUUAAAUAAAUCUAUCACAAAACUUUAA
Mesocricetus auratus (golden hamster) is the source of this 2128-nucleotide messenger RNA. It is a transcript of the gene Zbtb8a, whose product is annotated as zinc finger and BTB domain containing 8A. Lineage: Eukaryota; Metazoa; Chordata; Mammalia; Rodentia; Cricetidae. The transcript has 5 exons. Gene Ontology annotation, molecular function: protein binding; RNA polymerase II cis-regulatory region sequence-specific DNA binding; DNA-binding transcription factor activity, RNA polymerase II-specific. Gene Ontology annotation, biological process: regulation of transcription by RNA polymerase II. The record is from RefSeq and is a predicted model, not a curated record. Bases 466 to 1791 code for a protein of 441 amino acids.